Dermacentor silvarum is the source of this 4678-nucleotide messenger RNA. Its product is annotated as serine/arginine repetitive matrix protein 1-like. The coding region runs from base 256 to 1770 and encodes 504 amino acids. The transcript is spliced from 10 exons. The record is from RefSeq and is a predicted model, not a curated record. NCBI's taxonomy places the organism in Eukaryota, Metazoa, Arthropoda, Arachnida, Ixodida, Ixodidae.
AAGAGAUAUGCUUUCUUGGUUUCGAGCGUGUAAACCGAUUGAACCGUUUCGGUAUGUUUCGGGUCUUCGUCAUAUUCCAUAAUGCAAAUAAAGAGUAGCGGUAAUGAUUGUGGCUGUUCCGACGGACCAGUUGGAUGAAUGGUGGCAAGUGCUGCGAACUCCGCCCUGCCGAUCUUUCUUUCCGCCGCCGCGUUGCUGCUGGCCGCGUUGACGGGCGCCGUGCUCUGUGCGGUCUAGCGUGAGUGCGACGCCACUAUGAACAGCGUGAUGGAAGACGUGUCGUCGACGUUUGCGCUCGACCCCCAGGAAGAGAUGCGGCUGCUCAAGGAUAAGGUCCGGCAGCUGGAGCUGCAAAACAAGCAGCUCCGCCGGAGCCAACAGCACCAGAGGUCCUUGUCCCCGUGCAAAACAGCCGAUUCCGAGAAGAACAGCAAGGAGCUGAAGCAGUCUCUCAACAUGAGCAUGUCGGACGAAGGCAACGAGAAGUCCUCCAAGGAGAGCUCGCUCGAGGACCUCGGCCUCAUCGACGUCGAGUUUAUGUCAGAGCUCGACGACGAGACCUGGCUGUACGAGCCGCCGGAGACGGGAGCCGGCGAGGCGACAGCUCUGACCAGCGAACGGGUGACCGCCGAGCCCGGUGCCAGGGAAUCCGUCGCUGUCAACAGCAACGCUCGCCUGUCGCUAGCCGACAAGCUGGACGAAAUCACGCAAUUGGCGUCAACUGCCCAAAAACUGCGACAGAUGCUUUCUUGUGUUAAGAGCAAUUCAGGGCCAAACAGAACAUUUGAUUCACGCACAUUCACGCGUCCCCGGCGGAGGCGACCAGCACUUGAUCUGGAGGCAAUGCCGACAAUUGCUGCCGUGGAAACAGGAUCAGCAAGGGAGUUGCCCGUUCAGCCAACGACUAGCCCAGGGGUCAUGUCACCCAGCAAGGAGGCACCCUCACCAAGUAGCCCUGUGCCACCAGUAGUCCCGACACAGACGUUAUCACGUGCACCUGUCAAUGUUCACGAGAUUGCUCGACUUCAGGAAGAGAGUUUAAGACUGAGCUCUCCCAUAUCUUCUCCGAAGCGAACAUCCAUGGUUAGUGCUAGACUCAAUGAAUCAAGGCCUGAAGAUUCCUGCUCGGAUGACCGGCACGAAGUUCAUCAAAGCAGAGUACAGAAUUCGGAAGGGGAUGCGAGGCAGCGAAUCCGCACACCCCCUUUGACCUUGGCACGGACUUUGGAGAGCCAGAGCCCAUCACCUGGAAGCAGUCCAUAUGGCUCGAACUCUUCCCUUCAUCAAAUAUCUCAAAUUCCAAGCAAAGGUGCAACGCGAAGGAGCCUGCCUAACUUGAGCAGGGUGCUGAACGGACUGGGCACACGCAAUCCCAGCGCAACUGGCCACCAGUCCAAGCAACAGCAACCGUCGCUAGGCCAUCGAAACAAUCUUAGCCAGCUCCCUCAGCCCGAGAUCACAGGCCGCUCCGCAUUGCCCAUGUCAGCACGCGCCCGCUCGUCCUCUGUGGCAGCGGGUGCACCGGCACCCCCAUCGGGGCCUUCCUCAGCCAGGACAUCCCAAACGGGAAGGCGCUCUCUGGGCGUGCCACAGAGGGUGUCUCAUGCAUCACCCCCUUCUCGUAUGCCACCACCUGCACGGUACAUGCCUGCACCCCCUCCAGCUGCACCGCCAGCAGCAGCAGCUGUGGCAACAACUUCCGGUCCACAAAGGUCAGGGCUGCCACGGCCUUCCCGGAUCCCGCCACCACGUUCGCAGAAGAGAACGUAGAUGCAUGGAAUGUGUCACUGUAAAGAGAACGAGGUUUGUUGUAAGUUGCCACUGCCUGGAAGAUGGUAGCCGAUACCUGCUUUUGAUCAUAUAUUUGCCAAAAAUUGAGAAGGAAACUGGCAGAAUAGUCUCGCAACACUGCACCUUGUGAGGACAUAACCAAACUGUCGGCGGAAGCUCAAGUCUGUUUGAUCUAUAAAUUUGGAAUUUAAAAUUAUUAUGUGAUAUUUGUAUUCCUUAAGUAGAACAUAUUUCUGACAAAUAUUUUAGGUGUGAUGUGUUUCACUGCACGCGUGAAGUGCUUUAUUAUCAUGGCCAACGUAUGCAUUAACAUGGGCUAUCCACAUUAAUAAAAUAUCGCAUAAAACGUGUUUCAGUUGAGUUUUCAGCAACGUCCCAGUGCAAUGUAAAAUGAAUGCACUAGUGCUGGGCCGCUGUUUCCAAUCGCUGAAACAGUUGCACGAAACAUUUGCAUGUGGAUGCACGCAAGAAAUACAUUGUAAAUGCAUUCAAUGUGGUUGUUGCUUUGUUAUUUUGUGAAGAGUGCAGUAACAACACACAAAAUUUUAGGUUUUUCGGAAUAGUGAUUAAGCGUUCACUUGUUAAUCUAUUUUAUCCUAAUGUUCAUUUAGCUUAGUUAAGCAAAAUGAAGUUUAAGCUUUGUUACUAAACUCUGCUGCCAUGUAGCACAAGUUAGGACAGGAUAUGGAUAAUUGUACUGUUGUUUCAGUAGAAUAACUGGUGCAACACAUUGAUAAUCUGGUAGUUUCUGUGCCGAUGUGGGUUUUGCUAUGCAUUUUUCUGGAGGCCGUUGCACCAAGAAGUAUCUACUAUCUUUUUCUGCUUGGUUUGACAGUGUAAAGCUAGAACUGGUGUUCUCAUUGACCUAUUGGCUCCCAAGUCCAUGCUCUGCUCAUCCUAGCAGUUCACGUGAAUUUUUGCCAGAGACGAGUUCUAAUUGUCUGGGGUGCAGUUGUUCUUCCUUUGCUUGCCAAAAGCAAACCGCACAAAUCUUAUUUCACAUGGUUCAGUUGAGUUUCUUAGCAAUACAUUUUCUUAGAUGUUUUAUUCUCUGCUAAGACAAAUACAGCUUGAAACACACAUUUCUGCUGUUCUUUUUUUAUUAUUUUUUUUCAGGAAGUGUUUCAUGACAUGUUAAUUAUAGACAAGCUGUACAUGUAAUGUGCAAAAAUUUGGCAGAAUACUAUUUUGGAAAAUUUGUAGUUUUGCUUGAAACAACUUGAGUAUCAGAGGGUUAAUAUUAAAUGAUGCAUGCUUAUUUAUUUUUGCUUGACAUUAGUGGCACUGUGUGUUAUAAGCACAGCUAAUACCUUUAUUAGGUUUUGCUUUAGCUGGUGAAAAUCAAGGCCAUCGUUGCUUAUGAUUCCACUUCACCUUCAGGUCUGGAAUUCCUGCCUUCAGCAGGAAUGCUGCAAUGCCAUCAAGGUUUACAGAACCGGAUGACGACUGGAGUGACGGUUGUUACUGAAAAUGCCACACCAUAGGCAGCCAUGCUCCUGUGCAUCUUAUAUUUUUUCAUAUCUGCAUUUUGCAAUGGGUUCUUUUUAAUUAUUUUUCUGGCGAGCACUUGUGUGUACUCCUGGAUUUUAGCGAAGAGGAAAGCGCAUCAUUGUUGCGUGCUCUGCUGCCUUUGGCAGAGUGAUGUUUUGCGUUAUCGAAUGUCCAUUACUCAUCUCAAAGUUGUGUUUGUUGUCGGGAGAAAUUGCAGCACAGCUUUGUAUUGUAAUGUGUUGCAAGACGCCGAGAGGCAGCGUCCCCAGAGAACAUUUACCAUGGUAGCUGCAAGGCAGCGCUACAAUUAAAGAGCAACAUUUUCUUCAGUAAAUAUUUCGGACGUUAGCCAGAAACUGUCCCUGUUGUUUGGCCAGCUGUGGUUCCGUGGCAUAAGUUGCAAGUCUGGUGCCAUAGGGCUGAGCCAAUGAGUUUGUUGCCAUGAGCAAACAACAUAACGGAGGAGAGUUCAUCUCGAAGAAAACUCUGAGGGAUUGCUGCAAAAAGGCGUGUUAGGUUUUUGUGAUUCCAGAGCAACGUUUCCACACGCAGUCGCACUUCAGAGCUUUGUUCCAGCUAAACCCACAUGUUGCAGAUGCCAAGUUAUCCAUAUAUAAUCUUGUGACUUAACCGAAGAACUUGCCCCGAGCUGUUCCUGCCACACCUGUCAGUGCCCCAAACCGAAAUUCUGGCAGCAUUGAAGACCUCUUGUUUAGCUUACUGUGUCAUCUUGUCUCUUGCUUUUGUGUUGCACAGUCGGGGCAGGCAAAAUAAUGUCUUACAAGCCCAUCCAUUCCUUCUCUCUGUUUGAGCCUGGUAUGUUAUUGCUCACAUUUUAAACCCCGUUGUCUCUAACAUUCGGUACUUUUUUCAUAUGAGGCAGUAGUGCUGCCUAUAAGUAGAGAUACUCCGUUGUGUUUCGGUUUUGGAGGCUCUGGAAACUAGUGGGUCAUUGGAGCUCGGCUGUGCCGAGAAAGGGGGUGGGGGACUCUCUGCAUUUAGAGCAAUAUUACUGUGAUAUAUUUAUAGAGCUGCCCAUGCAAGACCUUUUUUUAUUUCGUAAAUGCUUCCGAUUCUCCUCUUUUUUUCGGCCACGUGAAAGAAAGUCUGGAGAGGUCAAAACUUCCCUGUUCGAGAGAUGUCGCGUCUUAUCAAGACUGGUAUGAAUGUCUCCUCACAAGUACAACCUGAAGCAGCAGUCAUCGCCGACUGCUGUUAUUGCUAGCUUGUACAUUAACGUUGCAGGGUUUGUUGUGGAAGCUGGGAACAACAUUUGUCUCGGCUUAGGUGCUGCAUGCUUGCACUGUAUCCAUGCAGAUGCUACAGUGUUGACAAAUGCAUUGUGUAUAUACAACUGCUGUUUUUCUAUCAAACAAUAAAAUUGCUUGCAAGAGAA